This is a messenger RNA of Etheostoma cragini (Arkansas darter), 2193 nucleotides long. RefSeq names its product solute carrier family 25 member 10 (gene slc25a10). Gene Ontology annotation, molecular function: succinate transmembrane transporter activity; antiporter activity; oxaloacetate transmembrane transporter activity. The record is from RefSeq and is a predicted model, not a curated record. Gene Ontology annotation, cellular component: mitochondrial membrane. The coding region runs from base 452 to 1312 and encodes 286 amino acids. Gene Ontology annotation, biological process: oxaloacetate transport; phosphate ion transmembrane transport; thiosulfate transport. NCBI's taxonomy places the organism in Eukaryota, Metazoa, Chordata, Actinopteri, Perciformes, Percidae. The transcript is spliced from 11 exons.
UAAAAACCGCAAGACAGUGUGUCGAGGUGAAAGUGGGCCAUGUGUUAGACUGUGCUGUUCGGGGCUUUCGACCUUAGAUCUCGAAGCCCGGCUCGUGAGGCAGCUCCACCGUUCAUAUACGCAAUUGGCUGCGAAGUCUACAACUGCUUCCUACUACUGCGUGGCCCAAACACAGCAGACAGCGCACACACAUACACAGACACGCACGCUAUGUGGCGUGAGUGUGCGCGAUGCUGCAGGAGCACAAAGUCCCCCGGUCCUUGGAGCAGUCUCUUAUAGGAAUGUUUGAAGAUUAACGAGGUUAUCCGCGUCCUGUAGACCCACAAGCUACUGCCAGCUGUAACGUGCAGGCCAGGAAGCGGACAGAGCAGGCGCGCGGGGUGUGAAAGGCGGACUGGGAGGAAGGAAGUCCCCGCUGUAGCUGCAUCGGACAAGGGCAGAGAACGGAACCAUGACGGAGAAACGGAUGUCGCGGUGGUAUUUCGGUGGGCUGGCGUCUUGCGGAGCAGCAUGCUGCACACAUCCUCUGGAUCUACUCAAGGUACACCUGCAGACACAGCAGGAGGUGAAAAAGAGGAUGAUGGGGAUGGCCGUUCAUGUGGUGAAGAAUGAUGGUGUGCUGGCUCUUUACAAUGGCCUCUCUGCCUCCCUUUGUAGACAGAUGUCCUAUUCUCUCACUAGAUUUGCCAUCUAUGAGACAGUAAGGGACAUGAUGGGCAGCACAAGCCAGGGCCCCAUGCCCUUUUACCAGAAGGUCCUUCUGGGAGCAUUUGGAGGUUUCACUGGUGGGUUUGUUGGCACGCCGGCAGACAUGGUGAAUGUCAGGAUGCAGAAUGACAUGAAACUACCUCCAGAACUGAGGAGAAACUACAAACAUGCCAUCGAUGGGCUCUUCAGAGUCUUUAGAGAAGAGGGUGUGAGGAGACUGUUCUCAGGAGCCACCAUGGCUUCCAGCAGAGGAGCGAUGGUCACUGUGGGACAGUUGGCGUGUUAUGACCAGGCCAAGCAGCUCGUCCUGGGAACAGGCAUCAUGGGAGAUAACAUACUCACACACUUUCUUUCCAGCUUCAUUGCUGGAGGCUGUGCUACAUUACUGUGCCAACCUCUGGAUGUAUUAAAGACAAGGCUGAUGAGCUCAAAAGGAGAGUACACCGGGGUGACGCAUUGCUUACGAGAAACUGCCAAACUUGGUCCGCUGGCAUUUUACAAGGGUCUGGUCCCCGCAGGGAUCCGCUUGAUUCCUCACACAGUGCUCACUUUCAUCUUCCUAGAGCAGCUCAAGAAAAACUUUGGCAUCCGCAUCAUCUCCUGAGCACACUGUGUGACGAGCCCCCCCCCCCCAACACAGCCACACCACACCCUUGCAUCCCUCUACUCCUGGCAUUUACAAGAAAAGAAGGAGAGAAAGGGACUCUUGUAGGUUACUUCUGGGGCUUCUGUAGGUUUUACUUUCACUUUUGCUCUACCUCCAUCUCACAGCUAGCUAGACUUUGAUUAUCAUGAGCUGACUUCUAAGGGGACAAAUACUAGAACUAAUGAAAAAUAUCUUCUAUCAGCAUAGAUUAAUCAAUAUGAUGGUGCUACAAAUGGUUUUUUUAGAAUGACAUAGAGAGAAGAUUAAAAUAAUCUCUAGCAGAUGUUUAAUAUAGUUUGUGGAAUUUCUGAUGGUGUUAGUUAUGUGAAAGAAUGAGACGUUUAGAGAUUGAGUGUUCAUUUUGAGAAAAGGAACAAUUCAUCUGUUCACAAACAGAUAAAAUGUUGACUUUACCUAAUUCCAGAUCAGGUUUUGUAAUUUAUCUUUUACUUUCAGCAGUACUUAAGCCCAUUUUACCAGUGUAGCUCGUUUUCUUCAGAGCUCAGACUAAUGUGACGAUUUUGGCCUAAAAAGAUGUUUCCUGCAAGAUUAUGCCAUGACAGAGUUUAUGAUCAGAAUCCCAAAUUACCACCAUCUACUAGCCAAAAGCAUUUGGCUGGUAGAUUUGCUUCACUCCCCACCCAAAAAAUGAUGGUUAUUUAUUGAGUGGCUGGUAAAAUUUGAACAUUCACUAGCCAUUUGGCUAGUGGACAACAAAAGUUAAAUUUAGACCCCGUUUAAAAUAUAGCAGAAGAACAAAAUGCAACAAACACUGUAACCUUGUCAACAGUGCCAGUCUUUACAAUCUAUAUUUCACAGAAGCCGUAACUAAAACAGGA